Molecule: messenger RNA, 1604 nt
Organism: Protopolystoma xenopodis
Lineage: Eukaryota; Metazoa; Platyhelminthes; Monogenea; Polystomatidea; Polystomatidae
Source: the annotation of a GenBank genome assembly
UGUUGAAAGGUCGACUUCGAGACGAGGCCAGUCUCAACGUGCUCUCCGCCUCCUACGCCGCCUCUGCCGUCGCCGUUUCAGCCGUCUCCGCCUCCAACUCGCCCCACAAGACGCACACACACACACACACGCAUACACACACACAUUACUGUCAUUGUCUCGGUGUCUACUGUACCCUCGGCCGGCGACAGACGAUUCGUCGGAGGUCCGGCAGUCCGGACGGUCGGCCGAAAUUCGCCUCGACGGUGCGCAACGGACCGGCCGGACUCGCGAGCGGACCCACCAGCGGCGGCGUUGAUGUCGGCGUUGCCAUGGCUACGGCGGCAGGCUCAUGUGGAUCGAAAGCCUCUCAGUCGGGCAGCAGUCGAGCUCGCGCCUCCAGAGGCUUGGCGGCCGUGGUCAGCUCGGAGGGGGGCCAGGGCGAGACGAAGGGCGAGGCGAACGGAGCGCCACUUGGCCUUGGCGUCGUGGGCUCGGCUGCCACGGCGACGGGCGAAAAGGGCGUCGUGACGACCGGCGGUCUGCUCCGGCUCAUGGCCUCGGACCUGGGCCGCCGGGGCGCCGGUCUGGGAUUGGCCUAUUUGGGCGGCGAGGCCGAGGGCUACCUUCUUCUACAGCAGAGUCGGGGCAGUCUGGCGCGCUCCAGCCUGGCCUCGUUCGCCACCGUCAGUCUGUUCGACCAGUCGACCAAGCGCACCAGCCUCUUGCUCUCCUCCGUCGCCGUCACGAGUCCUCGCGGCUCCUUCCUCCUGCCCCCCGGCACCCUUGUCGGCCCCGGCCAGCUCGGCCAGACUGGUGAGUUCGCUAACCUCCUCUGCCCGCCCGGCUGGCCCGGCGACGCGAUGCGUGUCCUGCUGACGAACGGCGACGUCGACGGUGACGAUGGCAACGACGACGGCGAAGCAAGGAGCCUCCCGGUGCCACAACUCGCCGCAACCCGCCCCGCCACAGCCACGAUUACGGCGACGGCGACGGCGACGGCGACGGCGAGUCAUCCUGCUGCCCUGCCUUCAGUGGUCGUCGACGGCCUGAGUCAGACGUCGUUGGAGGCCGGCAUGCAGACCUCUGGAUGGACAGAGACGAUUCGCAUUCUCGUCCACGCCCACGACGCUCCGGAGCUCUCAAGGCCGAGGUUGGACCAUCUGCCGCUGCCAGACCUCGUUCAGGAGAGCUUGCACCGACUACAGCAGCCCCGACAACCGCAUCGCUUGACGACCAGCAGUCUGGUGACCAACGCGACCGAGGCGGAUCGAGACCGAGUGUUGCCGUUCGUCGACGACGCGCGGCCAGACGAGGAGUUCGGCCGGAGCGAUGAGGCGGCAACCUCGUCGCGUCUAUCCGUCUACGCCGCUCCCGUUUCGUCGGUACGUCGGUCUGCAUGCAAGUGUGAGAGAGAGAUAGCCGUCUGGCCAACCGGUUGCGACGAUCGGCACCAAUUUGAGUCGUUGUUGAAGCACACGAUACCGUCAGAAUGUCACCUGCCUCGCCAUGACGACCAACGGCUACGUCUGGCAAACGAGGCUCACGACGGGUUUUUGUCCGUUCCGGUCGGCUUGGCGGGCGGAAGCAAGCCAUGGCGAGUCGAGGAGGCCAGCUCAAGCCGG